This is a messenger RNA of Myodes glareolus (Bank vole), 1712 nucleotides long. Lineage: Eukaryota; Metazoa; Chordata; Mammalia; Rodentia; Cricetidae. The record is from RefSeq and is a predicted model, not a curated record.
AUUCCUAAACAUGUAAUGCAGGAAUGCUGCCUCUUGUCCCUGCUAGAGAUCUCUAAUGGCUUCCUCUUCUUCUUCCCUCUCCCUCCCAUUUCAGUCUUACUACCGAAAGAAUUGUGGUCCAGAGACAUUGAUAGAAGGGACCCGAACUCACAGCUCAGUCUUGAACAAGGACCUGGUGACAGCUGCUCUCAAGAAAGCCUGACCUGGCCACCCUCUUCCUCAUCUGAUGCUUGGAGAAGUAAUGAUGGAGAAAAUACCACCCUCAUCCAGGGAAACCAAACUGAGAAUCAUCAAUUCUCCAUCCCUCAUAUUCACAAUGCUAUGAGUUUAUUUGAAAAUGGACUAUCAGAAGACCUCAAUGAAAGAGUAAAGAUUAACCACUUGAGAGGAGAUACUACUGGCAACGACAUUGAUGAACUGCAAAGGCCCCAAGCAGCCAUAUCGCCAGGCCCAGGUUCUGAGCUGGAGGAGUCCUGUGAACUAGAAGUCCAACUGAGUGACAGAGAUGCAGGCCUGGAGCCUCACAUCCCAUUGCCCUGCAGCAACGAAAGAGCAGAGCUACCCAGCCAUGGAAUCAAAAUUCGUCCUUGUUCUGUGAAUCUGGUAAAUAUAAAGCAAGAAAAUUCUUCAAUUUUCUUGAGUGGUGAACAUCAGACCCACACAAGGACCAAUCACAAUCAGGCCUCUGCAGUAAUAGAUCUUACCAGAGAUGAUUCUGAGGAUGAAAACAGCUGCUCAGAGGAAUCAACCUCAGUCACCUGCCAGUCAAAACCUAUAAAUUCCAGAAAUCCUCCUACAUCCAUAAACAUACAUAGGAGAAGAGAUACGUCUGAUUCUGAGAGCUUGAGCACCAGGAAAAGACAAAGAAGGACAAGUCCGAGAGAUCCCAGACAAAACAAUGUGGAUUUUAACUGUUAUGAGCUUCCGGUAACGUGUGGUACUGCUAAGGGAACUCUGUAUAAGGAGAAAUUUGAGCAAGGCAUCCAUGAGAAGAGUAUACAGACUGAGAAUGGAGAGUGGCUCACUCUCAGGGAGUUUGAAAUCAGCGGAAACCGUGAAAGAUCCAAGAAAUGGAGGCAAAGCAUACGUUGUGAUGGCUAUGUCCUGGAAGAUCUGAUAAAGAAUGGAUCUCUACCAAACCCACUAAGGACAAAGGAAAAGGACAGGAGACCCGGGAUGUGUGGCAAUGACAACAGAGUACAUGAACGGCCAAUUCAGGACUCUGCUGGCAGCACCCCUUCAGUUCUUCACGCAACAGAGGAAAGAGGACUUUCCAGACCUCCCAGAGCACAUGCGGAUAAACAAAAUCAAGAGCAGGCUAAACUAGAAGGCAUACCACUCACUACAACGUUUUGUGGAGAACAGUCGCCUCAUCUUUCAGAACCACAGCAUUCUCAUAAAAACAGCAAGCUCAACAAUCUUGGAGACACAGUGGGAAUCCGAUUUGCGAAGACUUUGAAAAGAAAAUUUUCAACCAAUGAUACAAACCAACAACCUCAACAGUAUAAGCACAUAGUUUUGUUCUCAUAGUCCUUUGUAUUCCGUCCACCAUCACCCAUCCCUCCAGCCGCCGACUGCACAGAGCUCAGAGAGCCCACCCUCCCCUCUGCCCUUCUGUGUAAAUGCCCUGCCAACCUUCUACUCCUGACUUUCUGUAUCAUCCUUCCUGUUCAGUUAUCCUCCAAAAUAAAACUUUGCAAUGUACAUCACAA